Molecule: messenger RNA, 1618 nt
Organism: Cryptococcus deneoformans JEC21
Lineage: Eukaryota; Fungi; Basidiomycota; Tremellomycetes; Tremellales; Cryptococcaceae
Product: IMP cyclohydrolase, putative
Exons: 6
Coding region: 46-408 (120 amino acids)
Molecular function (GO): catalytic activity
Source: RefSeq, a predicted model, not a curated record
CAGUAGUUACUCCAAAAAUACCCAUUGAGGAGUCUCUCUUUAAAAAUGUUGUCACCGCCAACAAGGAUCUCCCCAAAUCAGCCAUCAUCCGUCACCGACCUCGUCGUCGCUACACUUGCCCUCAACAAGUACACCCGGUCAAACUCCGUCUGUCACGCUCUUAACGGUACCGUCAUCGGUCUCGGUACUGGCCAGCAGUCUGACACCAGUCUCGAGUUGCCCUUCAAGGAAGGUAUCAAUCAAGCGAGCCGACAACAAGGCCAAUGUCAUCGGCAGAAUACCCAGCCAUGCCCAAUAUUUCGCAGCUAUUCCCAUCAAACACCCAUAUCGGCAUCCUUAUCAGUGUCUUCGAGGGCCUACUUUGGCGACGAGCUGUCACUCAUGAGGAUAAACCGAAUAUUUUUGUAGACUCAAUUCAACUAUGAAUGGCAGGCCAACAGGCAUGUCUACACAGUAUUUGUAACCUCCAGUCUUUAAGGCUUCAACUCCGUAAACUAGCAGAACUACAGUCAAAUCUAGACAUUUCAGGCCUACUACAGGCGCCCAGCAGUCAGCAACCCAACGAAUAGGCUUUUGGUCCUGAUUUUUUGCUUGUCCGAAUGAGGAUGAUUAAUUGGCAUUCGUAUAUCACUUACGGCACCUUGACUUUGCUUUAUUCGUUACACAACCCAAUAGACAAUAGGAAACCGACCAUCUUUACAACCACUGCAAUCAGAGCCUCCCCUUACUCACAGCUCCAACAAUCGCCAAAUACCACCUGAAAUAAUGUCCUUCUCAACAGCGCUCUCUGUCAGUGCCAUCACUCAUCCUCAGGCGAAUAAUACAGACGAUGAAGAGAAAGAUGCGAUACUCCGAAACGGUGUCUGAACCGCUUUUGAGAAGGGAUUUCUUGAGAGAGUUGCCGUGGGAGGUGGCGUUGCAUGUCUUGAGCUUUGACUUUCCAUUAAAGUUCCUCGUCCUUAUCAUGACUCAAUCUUCCGAGGACAACAGCGAAUUGCCGAGUACCUUGACACAAGAGGAGGGAAUGGAAUGGUGGAUGUAAUGGGAGUGAAUCAAGCGGAAUUCUUCUUGAUCAACGAUGUGUUAAACCAGAUGGCACAAAAUGUAUCCACCAGUGAGAUGAUUCAGAUCGAAAGGAUGGCCGUCGCGCUGUAUUACCUGAAGGGUGGUGUCAAGUUUGGGAUGAGGCAUACCGCAGAGUUUUGGCAGAGAAAUAUCUCAACAGUUUGGGCAUGCGUUCACGAUUUCGUCGAUGCCCUUCUCUCUGCGCCCAUUUACAGAAGAUUCAUUCAUCGCCUGACAUGUCAUUAUCCCAAACGCCCUUCUAGUAUAGCACGUGAUGAAAGAUUUGAGUCAUAUUUCGAUGAUUCUCUGGGCGCAACGGAUGGUUCACACAUUACUGUCCGUAUUUCCAACAGGACGUAUAUCGUUGUCGCAAGUGUGCGAUCACUGUGAACCUGCUGGCUGUGUGCACGUUUGACAUGCGGUUCAGCUUCCUGUAUUCAGGAUAUGAAGGACCGGCAAAUGAUGCAUGCGUAUUCCAUGAAGCGCGACGCCAGUCUUUUACUAUACCCAAAGGCAGGUAUUUCCUCGGUGACGCCGGGUAUCCGUUGGACAU